UGGCGCCAUUGUCGCCGGCACGGCAACUCCGCCGCUCAGUCUGAACUCGGGUUCACUCAGUCCACGACCGUUAGCCACGAGACUUCGAUCUCUGCUUUUAAAGUUUGAUCAUCGAGAUAUCAUCAACAACAACACAUCUUCUUCUUCUUCUUCAUCAUCAUCAUCAUCAUCGUGUCUUCUUCUUCUUCUUGUCAUCGUCCUCACUUCGACCACCACCAACGGCGAAUCCGUCAACAGUCGUCAAUCGCAACGAAAGAUUAGAAGAAUUAUCUUCAUCUCUGAUCCAUCGUUGAUAACCAAACAACAAGAUGGCAGCUUUCGUGGCGAAGCAGAUGGUCGGCAACAAGCUGAAUGCAGUUAAAGGAGCGGUCGGUGGCGAAGGAGGAGACGAUGACGAUAAGGAAAAGGAGGAGGAGGCCGAGAGGGAAAGGCAAGAAGCCAUCAGGGAAGCUGAGGAGAGGAGGAAAGAGAAACACCGUAAAAUGGAGGAAGAACGAGAAAAGAUGCGACAGGAAAUCAGAGACAAGUAUAACAUAAAGAAGCGAGAAGAGAUUCAAGAAAUGCCGCAAGAGGAGCCGAAUCCUUUGAUGCGAAAGAAGAAAACGCCAGAGGAAUUGGCAGCCGAGGCUGAAGCUGAAGACGAAGACGAGUUAACGAAACUGAAGAACGUGUUAGAGACGCACGUGAUGGACAUCAAAACGCAAAUCGAAAGUAAGUGCAGCCUCCAAUGAGCCUACGGGUGCAUCAAACGGACGGCGAGCGCGACAUCGUGUGUCAUCGUGAAAGAGGACGAUGGGGGGAUGGGUGGAAAAUGCAGAAGAGAAGCUACUAUUAUUACUAAUACUACUAC
Molecule: messenger RNA, 850 nt
Organism: Polistes dominula (European paper wasp)
Lineage: Eukaryota; Metazoa; Arthropoda; Insecta; Hymenoptera; Vespidae
Gene: cpx
Product: synaptic transmission protein complexin
Biological process (GO): regulation of neurotransmitter secretion; neurotransmitter transport; synaptic vesicle exocytosis
Cellular component (GO): terminal bouton; SNARE complex
Molecular function (GO): syntaxin binding
Source: RefSeq, a predicted model, not a curated record